CAGCAGAACCACUGGCUGAAAUCCAGGCGGCCACACUGGGUCCGUGGGAGACGUUUCCUUUGACCGGCCCUUUUGUGGGCCCAGCUGGGGAGCCUUUGGGGCAGAUGGAGUCGCUCCAGAACGCCUCUGCCCGCCUGGUCUCCCUCUUCAAGGACUUUCUGACCACCUACGAGAAGAGCUACCUGGACGAAAGAGAGACCCAAAAGCGCUUCCGGAUUUUCGCGGAGAACCUGGAGAGGGCCCGCCUCUAUCAGGAAAUGGAUCAGGGCACUGCAGAAUACGGCGUCACCAAAUUUAGCGACCUGACAGAGGAGGAGUUCCGCACUGCGUACCUGAAUCCACUCCUGGCGAAGCUCCCUGGCCGGCCAAUGAAAGUGGCCUCCAUCCCAAACGGUUCAUUCCCCGAGGAAUGGGACUGGCGGGACCACGGGGCUGUCACCGGGGUCAAAAACCAGGGCGAGUGCGGCUCCUGCUGGGCCUUCUCCGUAACGGGAAACGUAGAAGGACAGUGGUACCUUCACAAGGGUACCUUGAUUUCCCUCUCUGAGCAAGAGUUGGUGGACUGUGACCGUAUAGAUGAGGCCUGCGGAGGCGGCCUGCCUUCUAACGCCUACCAGGCUAUUGAGAAGCUGGGGGGCCUGGAGACCGAGCGGGAUUACAGCUAUCAAGGUUUCGAACAGAAAUGCGGCUUCUCCAAGGAGAAAGUGGCCGUGUACAUCAACAGCAGCGUGGCCAUCUCCACGGACGAGAACGAGAUUGCAGCUUGGCUGGCCAAGAACGGCCCCAUCUCCAUUGCUCUGAACGCCUUUGCCAUGCAGUUCUACCGCAAAGGCAUUUCCCACCCCUUCUUCGUGCUGUGUAAUCCCUGGAUGAUUGACCACGCCGUCCUUUUGGUGGGCUACGGCACACGUGAGUGGCUCUUUUGGGGUUGAGAGAAAUCCUGUGGGCCCGUCUGUUGUGCGUGCGUCUUGAUUGCUGGUUCUUCAUUCUGGAUUUUUCUUUGUGAGCCUCUUUUUUAAUGCUUUCUGUGCGCUCUGGACUCUCUUCCCUGGGAUGGCAGAACUGGGCCAUCUCUUCGGACAUGAACCUCAGCCUCCUUUGGAGGGAU
This is a messenger RNA of Pseudonaja textilis, 1108 nucleotides long. Lineage: Eukaryota; Metazoa; Chordata; Lepidosauria; Squamata; Elapidae. The record is from RefSeq and is a predicted model, not a curated record.